ACCGCGUCCACACGACCAGCUCAUCAUCUCCUACCUUCCCUCCUUUUAUUCUCCUUGUUAUAUCAAAGCUUACAGCUCGCUCCAGACAUGGCGAUGAAGGCAGUGUCUGUGAUCUCUGGCGAUUCUCUAGUCUUGCGCGGAAACCCGGGGCCUCAAGGACAACUUCCCAAGGAGCGUGUCCUCCACCUUGCAGACAUUGCAGCGCCCAGGCUCGGCACUCAGAGCAGGGAGGACGAGCCAUGGGCCUUCGAGUCUCGCGAAUUCCUGCGCGCCUUCGCAGUCGGCAAGCCAGUGACCUUCACCGUCUCGCACUCGCUCCCGCCUAACGAGGACGUUCCGCGUGACAUCGGCGUCGCGCAGAUCGGCGACGUGGACCUCGCAUCCGAGCUUCUCCGCAACGGCUGGGCAAAGCUCAAGGACAUGAAGCGGGAACCAGCGGAGGACGACCUCCAGAGGCGCGAGCUCGAGAGCGAGGCGAAGGCCGCCGGGAAGGGUGUCUGGAACCCGCACGGGCCGAAAGCGCGCACAGUACACUACAUGAUGCCCACUGACUCGCAGGGGUUCAUCUCGGAGUGGAAGGGUCGUCCCAUCGACGCAAUCCUCGAGCAAGUCAAGGACGGUUCGACAGUGCGUGUCCGCCUGCUCAUGCCGGAAGGUGAUCAUCAAUUUGCCAACAUCGCCAUGGCUGGCGUGCGCUGUGCACGUGUCGCCAGUAAGCCGGGCGAGACGUCCGAGCCUUGGGGUGAAGAGGCCAAGUUCUUCACCGAGAUGCGUUUGCUGCAGAGGCCUGUGCGCGUCGUACUCCUGUCGCUACCGAACGCUACGGCAACGCCGUUCCAGGUUGGGGCUAACACCGCUCCUCCUCCUGCUACGAUCUUUAUUGGCACUAUCUUGCAUCCUGCCGGCAAUAUUGCUGAGUUGCUCGUUGCAUCCUGUCUUGCACGGGUCGUCGACUGGCAUGCUGGUAUGCUCGCCAGCAGCGGAGGGAUGGAACGCCUCCGUGCAGCGGAGAGGACGGCGAAGGAGAAGCGGCUGUAUCUGUACGCGAACGCCGCUGCGCCCUCAGCCAAGACGAACGGAACCGCUGUGAACGGGGGCUCUCGGACCUUCGAUGCUACCGUUAUACGGGUGUGGAGUGGAGACCAGAUCUCCGUGACCGACAGGAAUACCGGUAAGGAGCGCCGCUUGCAGCUUAGCUCGACGAGGGCUCCAAGGAUGUCGGACCCCAAGCAGGCGUAUUAUGCCCAAGAGGCGCGCGAGUUCCUGCGUAAACGUCUCAUUGGUAAGCAUGUGAAGGUGCAGAUCGACUUCAUUCGCCCGAAGGAAGGCGAGUUCGAGGAGCGGGAAUGCGCUACUGUACGGUACGGCAACCAGAACACGAACAUCGCUGAGCAGCUCAUCGAGAAGGGGCUUGCCACCGCGCUGCGUCACAAACGCGAUGAUGAGGACCGGUCACCAGACUAUGACAAACUCAUGGCUGCCGAACAAGCUGCCGCCGCAGAAUCGAGAGGGAUUCACUCCGGCAAGGACCAGCCAUCUCCGAAGCAGCCACUGAACAUCUCCGAGUCUCAUGGCCGCGCCGCACCCUUCCUGAACAGCUUCAAGCGGUUAGGCAAGAUCCCCGCGGUCGUUGAUUACGUCGCCGCUGGCUCCCGCUUCAAGGUUUUCUUGCCCAAAGACAACCAAGUCUUGACUCUUGUUCUCAGUGGCGUCCGCGCACCGCGCACCGCGCGUAACCCAUCGGAGAAGAGCGAGCCGUACGGGCCGGAGGCAUCGGACUUCGCGACACGGCGAUACAUGCAACGCGACGUGGAUAUUGAGGUUAACGAGGUCGACAAGUCUGGCGGGUUCAUCGGUUCGCUGUACCUCAAUAAGACGGAGAACGCUGCCAUCACGCUCGUUCGCGAGGGUCUUGCGACGGUGCAUUCGUACUCUGCAGAUGGCUUGCCGUGGGCGCGCCAGUUGUACGAUGCGGAGAUUUGGAAAGACUAUGACGAGGAAGCGGAGCAGGAACCCGUACCGCAGGACACCAAUGGUGAUGCUCUCAAGCCGGAAUACCUCGAUGUUAUUGUCAGCGACGUCCGAACUAAGAAUGGCUUCGCUUUCUCCAUCCAGAUCCUCAACACAGAAGGCAUCGCAUCCCUUGAGAAGCUCAUGCACGACUUCUCGCUGCAUCACCAAGGCGCAGCGCCUGCGGCGAGCUUCAUUCCGAGGGGUGGCGAUCUAGUGUCAGCGAAGUUUUCCGAUGGGUCAUGGUACCGAGCGAGGGUCCGACGUGCAUCGCCAGUGAAGAGGGAAGCAGAGGUGACCUUCAUUGACUACGGAAACCAAGACACGGUCAGCUUCGCGAACAUCCGGCCUUUGGAUCCCAAAUUCCGCUCCCUGCCCGGCCAAGCUCAUGAUGCACGACUGAGUUUCAUCAAGCUUGUCGGGCCAGAGAGCGAGUACCAUGCAGAGGCUAUCGACCGAUUUCGCCAGCUCGGAGAGGGCCGCAAGCUGAUCGCAAACAUUGACCACCGGGAAGGCUCGCUCUUGCAUCUACGCCUGUUUGACCCCAACGACGCCGCAGCCCAGAGCGACCCCAGUGUAUCCAUCAACGCGGACCUGAUCCGCGAAGGUCUUGCUACCAUCGACCGCAAGACUUGCAAGUACCUGUCUGCUUACCCCAGUGUGGUCAAGGGACUGCAGCAGGCCGUCGCUACCGCGAAGCGGGAUCGGGCGGGCAUGUUGAGUUGGGCGACGUAGAGGAGGAUGAUUGAGCUCGUGCUCCCAAAGCACUGAGCUAUCGAAAUGGUCGGCAUGUAUAGGCAUACGCACGACUGCUGUUGAUAAUACACUCCCCGCUUAGGUUUAAACAAACCGCUGAGCCUGGAAAGAGGAACCACACUCUGCCAUCAUGUGGAUAGCCUUAUCAUCCUCAAAUAUUACGGCCCACAAAGCAGUGCAGCUGCAGUGACAACGAUGGUUCUUCAAGUGGACCACCUUGUGUCAAUGGCAAUCUGGCACGGACUCAGAUCAGC
Molecule: messenger RNA, 3020 nt
Organism: Fomitopsis serialis
Lineage: Eukaryota; Fungi; Basidiomycota; Agaricomycetes; Polyporales; Fomitopsidaceae
Product: transcription factor
Exons: 16
Coding region: 88-2745 (885 amino acids)
Biological process (GO): regulatory ncRNA-mediated gene silencing; mRNA catabolic process
Cellular component (GO): nucleus; cytosol; RISC complex
Molecular function (GO): nuclease activity; RNA binding
Source: RefSeq, a predicted model, not a curated record